This is a messenger RNA of Neurospora crassa OR74A, 3069 nucleotides long. RefSeq lists its product as hypothetical. The transcript has 8 exons. The coding region runs from base 544 to 1614 and encodes 356 amino acids. The record is from RefSeq and is a predicted model, not a curated record. Lineage: Eukaryota; Fungi; Ascomycota; Sordariomycetes; Sordariales; Sordariaceae.
AGCACACCAAAUGAAUCUCGAUCACUGGGUCGAUCACAAUCCGAACCCCGGCCUCAUCAAUCCGGCACGGUGAGGCCAGGCAACGACCCGUACCGUUGUGCAUGCCCGGAACUAGCGUGUAGUAAAAAGUUCCAUCGAUCCCUCGAUCCUCGCCGCCACGCGCUCCAUUACCAUCACAGACCCUCAGUCGUUAGCACUACUGUAGUGCCUGGAAGCGAUGAGCGGUGAUCGUGGAUGGACGCCCUACGGACCAUGGAAAGGAGUGCGGCAGUUUGAGGAAUGGUCUGGGCUGAGAGCAGUGAAACGCCAAUCUCUACCCGCUCCAGCCUAACCCCUUCUGUCUAGAUCCCCUCGCGCGUCGGUCCCGCAAGUCACAAACGGGGUGGGCCUUUGCUGACUUUGUCUGACCUUCAUGACAAGAAUAAACGUCCUAGCGGACGAGAUAGGAGAUUGCAAGCGAAUGCCCUUUUAAAGACUGCGAUAUCACGCCGCCCUCAUUCUGUGCAAGGCCGCACUCUGGCAUUGAACUGCACGUCUUGAUCCAUGGACGUCCAACAUCAAAGCCCAUCCAGCAAUGUUUUGGUCGCGCGAAUGAGGAAGCCACAUGGUGAAGGUGAAACGCUUGUCCCUCAACUUAUUGUAACUGCUUGGCUUGUUCCCGUCUUCCCCGCCAUAUUUGUCUGCGCUAGAUUUUACACGACCCGCCGCAUCCUAAAAUCCAAGCCAAAGGAAGAUUGGUACAUUCUCGUUGCGUUGAUAUUCUCCAUCCUCUUCUCGGUAUCUGUAACGAUACAAACACAAUAUGGGCUUGGUAAGCAUUUGGAUGACCUUCCAGAUUUCAAAAAUACCUACACCAAGUAUCUUCUCAUCAGCGCAUUUGGAGUCACUGGCACGUAUCCAAUUGCCAACUUCUUCACCAAAUUCUCAAUUCUCUCUUUCUACCUGCGCUUUACAACGAGCCGUGGCUUCACUUAUACCGUCUAUUCCACCAUUGCUCUCGUCCUUGCCUUCAAUUUUGUCGGGGCAACAGGCGUCCUUUACUGGUGCCAACCGAUCGAGACCUUCUGGAAGCAUUGGGAGGGAGGAAAAUGCGUGGAAAGUGAUACCUGGUAUAUAUCGCUCCUGGGAAUCAAUGUUGUGACUGACGUCAUUAUCUUGUUGCUGCCCAUAUUUAUCAUCAGGCCCUUGAGAGUGGCGUUCGCUCAAAAGGUUGCCAUCGGCGCUAUCCUGGGGACAGGCGGCUUCGUGCUGGGAGUCAGCCUUUUUCGCUUCAUCUUGACAAUCCUGGAUAGGGAAGAUGAAGAUCGCACUUGGCGCCUGGCAUUCAACUAUAUCUGGGGCAUAGUAGAAAUGAACGUCGCCAUCAUAUGCGCUUGCAUGCCCUGUCUAAAGCCAUUGCUCGUACGCUUCUUUCCUCGGGCUCGCUGGCUGAGAGUAGUCCCGCAGCUGAGAGACUUGGAAACUAUAUCAGACGCCAGCAUGACGGACCGAGAGACCUCAAUCGAUGUAGCGCAAAGGCGAAUCGACUGGACAGCAUUGCGGGCAAGCCACGCUGUAGAGAAUGACGCAGAAGUAGCACCAACGGACCUGACGUCCAAUCGAAGAUGUAGUUAACCCAGAAAGAGAAAGGCCAGGGGACCGAAAUCAGGACAAGCACCAGGCGACAGCUCCGGCAACAACAUCUGGAAGCACAAGCUAGACAACGUCCUCAAAAUUCUACAUACCACCCUUUAAUACCAGUCAAACACCAAAAACAGAAGUACUUGACCCGUCACGAAUCGCUUACUGGCCCAUUCACUCAACCCUCUUUGCAUUCAACGCCAUCGCAACCGGAUCAUCGUCAUCCUCCGUCUCCUCCCACUCCUUCAUCGUCAUCCUCUUCACCUUCUUCUUCCCAGCCCUUUCCCUCUCCGCCUCCGCCUUGGCGAUCUCCAGCUCCUGGAACACGUUCGGAUCCCUCUGCACCAUCACUUGCGGCGGGAUCCACAUCCGUUUCUUCUCCUCGGGCUCCUGAUUCCAGAUCCGGCCGAAGUCCGCAAUUUCCUCCUGUUCUUCUUGCUCCUCCUGCUGCUUCCUUUGCAAAUCGUCGCUUCCUCGCAGCAGGGAUUCAUCCAGCAUUUGCCCUGGCCGCCUCCGUUUUAGAUUGGAUCUCAGUCCGUCAUUGAAGAACUGCUCGCUGGUGUAAAAGGCUGUAGGCAUAUUGUGGAUGUUGUUGGGUCCUAUACCGAGAUAGUAAUAUGCUUCUGUUUGAUAGCUGAUGGGCGGUGUGCUGGUGCGGUCUACGAUGCCCAUGCCCUCAAGGCGGCGAAGGACGCGGUCCACAUCUUCGUGGUCGGAGAAGUCGACCGUCUGGACGGCGAUUAGCCGAUGGUUUGGGUAGUCUAUAACGGAAGAGGUGGCGAUCCGGGCGGAGGUGCCGAGGAUGUUGAGGUCAGUUGCUUGGGCUAUUUCCGACCAGACUUUGGUCGCUUCAGAAGUAGGGACGGAAAUCAUCCACUGGGAAAACAAGUUAGCUUGACAGCCAGUUGGCAUUUCAGUAAGGAAAAACCAAGAAUAUAUUCGCAAUCCAAAGCCCAAACCGAUGCGGCUCAUGCGCCUUCCCAUGAUCCAAAUACCCCUUUACAAAGUACGCCUCCCGAUUGGGGUUCUCAACUACAUACCACCGCGGCACAAACCGGUCAUUCUUCCCGCCCAUUUUCGGCCCCGGAACCGGCGGCAGUCUGUCCAGAAAAUCCGCGACUGGCUCCCCAGGUUGCCGCACACCCGCUGGCGGCUCGGACCGCUGACUGAGCGAGUCCCACCGCCAUGGCGUGCGGUUGUAGGGUUCGCGCAGAUGGAGGACUUCUUGGGCCCAUUCGUGUUUGGCGCGGGUGCGGUCUUGGAUGGUCAUUUGUGUUCCGGAGGAGGGGAAUGUACGUUGGAGGCAAUAAGCAAACCAUUCGUCUAUUCGCGGCUUGGCGAGGCUUUGGAAGGGCGCGCCGUAGACUUUGCGCAGGAUGCGUGAGUACUUGGGGUCGCGAUAGAUGGCGUCCAGGUGUGAGGGGGUAGUUGGCUCGUCAUAGUAGGGUC